This is a messenger RNA of Vitrella brassicaformis, 1097 nucleotides long. Lineage: Eukaryota; Vitrellaceae. The record is from the annotation of a GenBank genome assembly.
UCAAACACUCACACGCACCCAUCCCUCCACGCAGGCUAUGGUGUGUGGUGUGUGGUGUGGUGUGUGUAGUGGUUGUGUGUUGUGUUGGUUGUUCAUGCGAGUCCGCCGUUCUGGCACUGCUUGAGGGCGUCGAAGUAGUACUGGCACUGGCUGAUGUCACCCGAACGCUGCAGGCACUGCAACACACACACACACACAUCGGUACAGAGGCAUCAUGGUGCAGUCCCCGUCUCGCCUCCCCCUCGCCCCUCUCUCCCUCCCCUCUCUGUGUCAGUGUGUCUUACGUCGUUGAGCUGCUGCUGCUGGUUGAGGCAAACGUUCUGCUGCUGCUGCUGCUGCUGGGGCGCCAUCUGCUGCUGCGGGGCCAUCUGCUCGCCGCCCUCGUGCUUGUGCACCACCUCCGUCUGGCGGGGACCCAUCACGGCGUCAACCGCACGGUUCGCCACCGAGAAACCAACACCGCUGGCCAUGCCUGAGUGGAAGGACAGUGGACACAGGGAGAGAGACAAGUUGACCAAGGCGUCUGAGGUUGUGAGUGUGUGUGGGUGUUGCUCACCUCCGACGAUGGACGAGCCGAUGUUGCCGAGCAUACCGCCGCCCAUGCCGCCGCCCAUAGCGGGGGGAGCAGCCUGCUGCUGGGGAGCUGGCAUCUGCUGCUGCAUCGGACCUGCAGAAUCAAAGCACACGACGAGAGGAGGGACACACGACGAUGACGUCACGUCACACACGCGAGGUCGGUCUUCAUGUCAGAGGUGUGGUUUCCUACGCUGAGGCGUGGGCGACGAGUGCUUGGGAGGGGCUGACGGGCGACCUCCACCGACUGCAGCACACACAACACCACACACAACACAACCACAUGCCGUCAUGACAUCGUGCAGACGUCUCAGCACCCCCCAGUGAUCUGAUCAGACUGUGUGUGCGCUCCCCUCUCCCCCAGGUCGUGUGUGUGUGCCUUACAGAAUCCGCCACCCCCGCCGCCCGAGCGGCUUGGACCAGAGGUACGAGCACCGCUACGACGAGGCAUCUUCAGCAACAGGAACGUCAAGAAGCGAUACACAGGGCACGGAGGAGCUGCCGAAAGCCGCACGAACGUGCUG